Molecule: messenger RNA, 1503 nt
Organism: Aspergillus oryzae RIB40
Lineage: Eukaryota; Fungi; Ascomycota; Eurotiomycetes; Eurotiales; Aspergillaceae
Product: cytochrome P450
Exons: 5
Coding region: 1-1503 (500 amino acids)
Molecular function (GO): monooxygenase activity; oxidoreductase activity, acting on paired donors, with incorporation or reduction of molecular oxygen; iron ion binding
Source: RefSeq, a predicted model, not a curated record
AUGGCCUUGUUGGUGAUAUUAGGGAUAGGUUUUGUUACCUAUUUGGUGUUUCUGAGUAUCUAUCGCCUGUAUUUUCACCCAUUGAGCCAUAUCCCCGGCCCAAAGUUGGCUGCGAUUACCCAUGGCUACGAAUUUUACCACAACAUCAUCCGAGGCGGCCUAUUUAUCUGGGAGCUCGAACGGCUGCAUGAAGUUUACGGCCCAAUCAUCCGCAUAAACCCCCGUGAAGUUCACAUCAAGGACCCGGAUUACUACGAUGACAUCUACGCCUCCAGCGCCCGCAAACGCGAAAAGGACCCCGUUCUCGUCGCCCAGUUCGGCCUCGAAGGCUCGGGCUUCUCAGCAAUCGACCAGGAAACUCAUCACCAGCGGCGCGCACCCGUGGCGAAAUUCUUCUCCAAGCGCGCGAUCGAGAACCAGGAACACUUGAUCCGCGACAGUUUGAACAAACUCGUGGGGCAUUUCCAGGAGGCUUGUCGUGCGCACACGGUCGUCAGUUUGGACGCUGCGUUUGCGGCGUUAACCUCCGAUGUCAUCCACCAGUAUGCGUACGGAUUCAACCCUAAUAAUCUUGAUAAGGAGGGGUUCAACGCCAAGGUCCGAGAUGGCAUCAAUGGUCUCUUCCAGCUUGCGCAUCUGCUUUACUUCUUCCCCAUCUUGCAGACGCUUAUGAAUGUCAUGCCGCUUCCCCUGUUGCAGGUGUUGAACCCCCCUGCGUUUGCGUUGGCGAGUCAGAAAAAGGAGCUCUAUGAGCAGGGUGCGGCUGCGCUGGAAAAGGCAAACUCCAAGGCUGGCAGUGGGACAUUGAUCGACACGCUUGCCGCGCCAUCCAUGCCGGAACAUAUGCGUUCUGCGCAUCGGCUCAUGAAUGAGGGCUUUGCUUUGGUGAUUGGCGGUACCGAGACGACUGCGAGGUCGCUUGCUCUUGGGGCGUGGCAUUUGUUCACUAGAGAGGAUAUCCGAAACAAGCUUCGCGAGGAGCUGAAGCAAGUGAUGCCGACGCCGGAUUCUCAGCCGACGUGGAAUGACUUGGAAAAACUGCCGUACAUGUCCGGAGUAAUCAGCGAAUCCCUACGUCUUUCAACCGGAAUUGCGAAUCGAUCAUCGAGAGUAGCACCUACCGAAGCGCUGGUGUAUAAAGACUACACUAUCCCGCCUGGAACCCCCGUCAGCGAAACAAAUUACUUCACCCUGAUGGACCCGGAAAUCUUUUCUGAUCCCCACGCUUUUGACCCGGAACGAUGGAUCCGGGCCGCUGCCAAGGGACAGCGAUUGGACCGCUAUCUGGUGAACUUCUCGAAAGGAAGCCGCAUGUGUGUGGGCUUGAACUUGGCCUAUGCGGAGCUGUUCCUGGUCAUCGCUACGAUCGUCCGUCGGUUUGAUAUUGAGCUGUAUGAGACGCCGAAGAGUAAUAUCGAUUUUGCUCGCGAUUUCGGUACUCCGUACCCGGAUAAGGGUAACUUUAGUGUGCGGGCCUUGGUUACGGGAGUUAUUAGCGAGUAG